Molecule: messenger RNA, 584 nt
Organism: Racocetra persica
Lineage: Eukaryota; Fungi; Glomeromycota; Glomeromycetes; Diversisporales; Gigasporaceae
Source: the annotation of a GenBank genome assembly
AAACUAAAUCUUGGUUAGAUACUUUAAUUAAAAAUGACUCUGACCAUCAGGCUAUAGGCUUUAGCAUUAAAGACUAUGAAUUUGCAGUUUAUUUAAGAUACAAAGGAUAUCAACCUACUAAUCCGCCAGCUCAGGAGUAUUUAGAUGUUGUUUAUCCUCAAAGACAAGCAAUAACUGAAUUAAAUCUUAAUAACGAAAAACUCACUGGAUCUCUAGAUCUUUCUGAUUUUGUUAAUUUGAAAGAGCUAGAUUGUUCUGAAAACUAUCUAACUAACUUAAAUCUAAACAAUUGUUUACAGUUAAAGACAAUUAAUUGUUCUGACAACAAUCUUCAACAAGAUCUUUCCUUUGUAAUUAAUUUAAAACAAUUAAAAGAACUUAAGAUUUACAAUACUAAUUUCAAUGCUGUGAAUAUUGAUCAACUACCUAGAAGUUUAGAAGAAAUUAAAUAUUUUUCUGACAGCCCAAUAACUUCUCAAUUGGCACCCAUCAGGUAUGAGCAAGACUUAGCACAAUCAAGUGGUCAAGAAUUGGCGGAAAAGUUUAUUCAACAGCAAAAAGAUAAUUACAAGGACUUAAAAUGA